Molecule: messenger RNA, 897 nt
Organism: Aspergillus puulaauensis
Lineage: Eukaryota; Fungi; Ascomycota; Eurotiomycetes; Eurotiales; Aspergillaceae
Exons: 1
Coding region: 1-897 (298 amino acids)
Source: RefSeq, a predicted model, not a curated record
AUGGAGCGAUCUCUUUCAACAGCUGAUGUGCCGAGGCAGUUUCUCAAGACCUGUUUUCUGACUGGCCAUGUGCCGCUCAAGGCUUUAGCAUCCGAUCCACGCGUUUCGUAUGCGCUCUACAUCCCUCCCUCCCACUACAACGCUAGUCACACCCGCACCAAACUCCCACUGCUUGUUUGGAUUCAUGGUACAGGCAGGAGAUUGAGUGCGCUCUAUGAGGAAGAAUUAGUAUCAUUUGCCGACCGAACACCCUGCGCCAUCCUCGCCCCAUUGUUCCCAGCGGGCCUUGAUGGUCCGAAUGAUUUGGAUUCAUACAAAAAGCUCCGCUCGCCCUCCCUUCGGUCUGACCAGGCACUUUUGUCCAUCCUCGACGAGAUUGCGCCGCGGUGGCCGGAAAUCCAGACAGACAGAAUAUUCAUGAUGGGGUUUUCGGGCGGCGGGCAGUUCGCGCACCGGUUUCUGUACCUCUAUCCCGAAAGACUGGCGGCUGUCAGUGUGGGAGCACCAGGAAGAGUGACCAUGUUGGAUUUCUCGCAGAAAUGGCCCGUCGGAGUGGAAGACGCGGAGGCAUUGUUUGGGCGACCUGUCGGCCUGAAUCGCAUCCAAAAAGUUGCUAUUCAGCUGGUGGUUGGCUCGGAGGAUAAUUGGAUACAUGGCAGCAAGGAGUUUUGGACUUGGCUACAGAAGUAUAGAAACAAAGCGGGGGGCCCACAAGGACCCGGAUCGCUGGACACAAUGGACCAAGGGCGGCUUCAGACUUUGGUGGACUUGCACAGCGCAUGGAAGAGACAUGGGGUUGAGAGCCAGCUUGAAAUAGUUCAGGGCAUCUCGCAUGAAGCCGGACGAGCACGGAAGCAUAUGCUCCAUUUCCUGGAGCCGCUGAUCAGGGGAUUCUAG